Molecule: messenger RNA, 201 nt
Organism: Parnassius apollo (apollo)
Lineage: Eukaryota; Metazoa; Arthropoda; Insecta; Lepidoptera; Papilionidae
Source: the annotation of a GenBank genome assembly
AUGGCGUCACCGUCGACAACACCAAAAGCGUCAUCGCCACCACCGUCAGGACACGCACCUAGUAAAAUGGAGCGCAGAAUGUCGCAUUUUAAAGAGUACAAGUUCUUUAGAAGUUUUAGUGCUAAAGUUGAAAACUGGCCGAUGAGAAAAGCCGAGCAGCUGUGGAGAAAAAUGAGAGAGCGGAAAAUUGCAGGUAAGUAA